AUGGAUGUUACAGAAAAUAGCCCUACCAAUGCCAUUGCUAUUGAUAUUAAUGAUGAGGAAUUAGUUGACGUUUCAAUGGGUAUUGAUGCAGCAAGUACUGAAAAUACUGAAGAGAAAGAGUUAAGCCCUACAAAGAAAAAGGAUAGAGCCAAAGUGGGUAAGCAUAGACUAAGAUCUCCUGCUUGGGAAUCAUUUGAUUUACUGCCCGUUGAUGAAGAUAACAAAAAGCGUGCUAAAUCUAAACAUUGUGGGAUUGUAUAUGUCUGUGAUAGUAGGUAUGGGACGGGAAAUUUGUUGAAUCAUGCUAAAAAUUGCAGUAAGAAGCCUCAUGGUGAUGUGAAGCAAUUACUUAUGUCAUCUUCAGGAUUGUGUUCCCCACAAUUUGAUUAUGUGAAAUUUCAUGACUUGUUAAUAGAGGUGAUCAUCAAGCAUAAUUUGCCUUUUAGUUGA
This is a messenger RNA of Prunus armeniaca (apricot), 450 nucleotides long. Lineage: Eukaryota; Viridiplantae; Streptophyta; Magnoliopsida; Rosales; Rosaceae. The record is from the annotation of a GenBank genome assembly.